Molecule: messenger RNA, 693 nt
Organism: Naegleria fowleri
Lineage: Eukaryota; Heterolobosea; Eutetramitea; Acrasida; Naegleriidae
Exons: 2
Coding region: 1-693 (230 amino acids)
Source: RefSeq, a predicted model, not a curated record
AUGCAACUCUUCCAAUCACUUCCUAAAGAGUCUUUCCAACAAGAAACGUUGAACUAUCUCCAUUCGGUUCCGAUUCGAAAACACAUUACAGCAGCAACAACCGAUGAUUGCAUUGUCGUCUAUCAAGCGUAUAACGCGGAAAUUGCACAACAUGCAGUGAAACAUCAGACGUUUGAAAAUUGUUCGAAAUUUAGCAUGAAACGAAUGACUUGGAUCAAGACCAAUUAUUUGUGGAUGAUGUAUCGAAGUGAGUAUGCGACCAGUAAAAAUCAAGAGCGAAUUUUGGCAUUAUUUAUUGAUAGGGAUUAUUUUGAAAAUUCCAUAUUAGGAAAUGGAAUUUGUAGUUAUUUCUACCAUGGAUUAGAUAAAGUCUACGGAAGCGAAGAAGAAUGGAAGAAAUUGAUGGAUGAGCAAAAAAACGCCAAAACCUGCGUUCGAGUGCAAUGGGAUCCCUAUCAUGAUCCAGCUGGAAAUAAGUUGGGAGAAGUGAGAGCCAUUCAGAUUGGAUUGAAGGGUGACAUUGUAAAAGAAAUGCUCUCUCAAAAGAAAGUUAAAAAGAUUGAAGAUAUUACCACCUAUGUUCGGGAAGAGCAUGAACAUUGGAAGCAAACGGGAGAUAUUACUAUUCCAGUGGAGAGAUUAAUUGAGAUUGAGAAUGAGGAAAUUAAAAGUAAAUUGGCAAUUAUGAAUUGA